CUCAAAUUCAUUUCACAAAUUAAUUCACACUUUCAUAAACCAUGAAGAUUUACAAAACAUUCACAUCUCUUUUUUUCAUCAUCAACAUUUUCCCAAUAUCAAUAACAUCUUUCCCACAUUUUUUCCCAAAUAUAUCAUCCAUACCACCUUCCUUUUUACCCAACAAAACCAAUCCCUGGGAUAGUUUCAACAAACUAUCCGGGUGUCACCCGGGACAGACUGUCCCGGGAAUUGACAAAGUAAAAAAUUACUUUCGUUACUUCGGUUAUAUUCAGAAUAUAACCGAUUAUAAUUUCACUACUAAUGACUUCGAUACAACACUAGAAUCCGCAGUUAAAAAAUACCAACAAAAUUUUAAUCUAAACACAACAGGUCAACUUGAUGAAUCAACUGUUAAACAAAUGCUGAAGCCAAGAUGUGGAGUUGCAGAUAUUGUAAAUGGAUCUACUACUAUGAAUUCGGGUAAAUCGGCUUCUUUGAUUAACGGAACAGUAGCUCAUUACUCGUUCUUUCCUGGGAUGCCAAGAUGGUCUUCUAGAAGACGUGACUUGACUUAUGCAUUUGACCCAAGAAACCAACUUUCUGAUGAUGUAAAGCGCGUUUUUGCUAGCGCUUUUACGCGAUGGUCCGAAUGGACCCCGUUGACAUUUACGGAGACUAAUACCUACAAAGAUGCCGAUCUUAAGAUUGGGUUUUAUGCUGGUGAUCAUGGCGAUGGUGAAGAGUUCGACGGCCUUUUAGGAACUUUAGCACAUGCGUUUGCGCCACCAGCAGGAUCGUUACAUCUAGACAGUGACGAGACAUGGAUCAUCGGGGACAUACUAUCCUCUGGCUCGCCGUCCGCGAUGGACCUAGAGUCGGUAGCGGUGCACGAAAUCGGGCAUUUGUUAGGCCUAGGACACUCAUCUGUGGAAGAAGCAAUCAUGUUUCCAACAAUAUCAACAGGAGUAAGGAAAGUAGAACUUGCACAAGAUGAUGUUGAAGGCAUUCAAGUCUUGUACGGUUCAAACCCAGAUAACAAUAAUAGUACAACUGGGCCAACUUUUACAUUGGGUGAUAGAGAUACUAGCGGAGCCCAUCAAAGAGUGUCGGUAUUGGGCCAAAUCAUAUUUUUGGCCUUUGGAUUAUUAUUAUCCUCAUUUGUUUUGUAGAUAGAUAGUUGAUUUUAAAUUUUAUGUUUUUAUGAUUCCCAAUAAUUAUUUUCUAUUAUUGAGGAGGGGUGUAGCUGUAUUUUUAUAUAUAUUAUUUUUUGUUUCAUGUAUAGUGUAAAUAAAAGAAAUAUUAUAAUAUACAAGUAAUACUCAUUGUUUUAUUGAUUUCA
Erigeron canadensis is the source of this 1321-nucleotide messenger RNA. Its product is annotated as metalloendoproteinase 5-MMP-like. NCBI's taxonomy places the organism in Eukaryota, Viridiplantae, Streptophyta, Magnoliopsida, Asterales, Asteraceae. Gene Ontology annotation, cellular component: extracellular matrix. Gene Ontology annotation, molecular function: metalloendopeptidase activity; zinc ion binding. The transcript is spliced from 2 exons. The coding region runs from base 42 to 1151 and encodes 369 amino acids. The record is from RefSeq and is a predicted model, not a curated record. Gene Ontology annotation, biological process: extracellular matrix organization; collagen catabolic process; proteolysis.